UAUAAUUUCUUUAAUCUUAUUAAACGUCAUAAAUAUCUACUAACUAAAAAGAUACACCUGAGUAUAAAAGAUCAUACAUUGACCAUUACAUGACAGUUGCUCAAGGUGCAAGGAGUGUUUUUUAGAUAGAUAAAUAAAUUAAAUUUCUGGAAGAAAUGGCUUUGAAUAUUGUCGACGAAAAGUUACAUUUAGAAAAGACGAUCCUUGCCCCAUACACCUACCUCCUGCAAAUCAAGGGUAAGCAGUUACGUCUGAAGAUCUCUCGCGCCUUCAACCACUGGCUGAAGCUAAGCGAUGAUAAAUUGAAUGAGGUGCUAGAUACUGCGAGAGCGCUCCAUACUGCAACCCUGCUGUUCGAUGAUAUCCAAGACGAUGCGAAGUUGCGGCGCGGACUGCCAGCUGCACAUCGUGUAUACGGCGCGAAUCUCACAUUCAACACAUCAAUGCACGUCCUCUUCCUAGUCCUUAACAGAUUUAUGGAAAUACAUCCUAAGGCAGCAAAAAUAUACGCUGAAGACUUCCUGGAGGCACUCCGCGGACAAAGCUGGGAGUUGUAUUGGCGGGACAACGUCGUGUGCCCCACUGAGGAGGAGUACAAAACUAUGCUCAGAAAGAAGACCGGGAGAAUGUUCACUUUACCAGUGAGAGUGUGUCAAUUGUUCAGCAAUUUUAAAACCGAUGUGACCGAUUUAGCGGAGUUGCUCGGGUAUUACUUCCAGCUUAGGGACGACUACUGCAAUUUGAGCCAACAGGACGCGUUAGAAGAAUGGCCAGGAGAAGAAGACAUACAGGCAGACAGGGUUUCCAGCUACUGUGAAGAUAUAACGGAGGGCAGAUUCAAUUUGCCGGUCAUACACGCAAUCAACACGCCAGUCGGGCCAGAGGUUUUGAACAUAAUUCGCCAAAGAACCGAAGAUAUUUCGCUGAAGAAGUACUGCCUGUCACUGCUGGAGAAGGCGGGCAGCUUGCAGUACACGCGCAACUUGCUUGCCGAACUCGACCGAUCUGCAAGAGCUGAGAUCGCUCGUCUUGGUGGCAACCCGCCCUUGGAGGCUGCACUUGAUGAAAUGCUAAGUUGGAAGGAUUAAUAAAGAAAAUUAACAUAAAAAUAUCCUAAUCAUAAUAAGUUAGGUUUAUAAAUGUUUAGUUUUUAGUUAAAUUUAGUAGUUAAUUUUGUUUUAUUUUAUGUUAUGUAGGUAAUUUAACUUUAACUUAAUUUUUCAGAAUGUUUACUAACCAAAAAUGGGAAUGUGUAUGAAAUAAAUAUU
This is a messenger RNA of Bicyclus anynana (squinting bush brown), 1268 nucleotides long. RefSeq names its product terpene synthase-like. The record is from RefSeq and is a predicted model, not a curated record. Gene Ontology annotation, biological process: isoprenoid biosynthetic process. Bases 156 to 1088 code for a protein of 310 amino acids. Gene Ontology annotation, molecular function: prenyltransferase activity. The transcript is spliced from 9 exons. NCBI's taxonomy places the organism in Eukaryota, Metazoa, Arthropoda, Insecta, Lepidoptera, Nymphalidae.